This is a messenger RNA of Trifolium pratense (red clover), 1398 nucleotides long. RefSeq names its product 4-hydroxy-tetrahydrodipicolinate synthase, chloroplastic. The transcript has 3 exons. Gene Ontology annotation, molecular function: 4-hydroxy-tetrahydrodipicolinate synthase activity. The record is from RefSeq and is a predicted model, not a curated record. Bases 164 to 1243 code for a protein of 359 amino acids. Lineage: Eukaryota; Viridiplantae; Streptophyta; Magnoliopsida; Fabales; Fabaceae.
AUUAAACUAAUGAAAAAGGGAGCACGCAAUACUCGCCGCAGCCACACUUGGUCGCAGUCUUCUUUUCCACACUGCCAAUUCUACAAUUCAAGUAUUGAACAUCAAGAUCACACUCAGUCUCACCUGUUCCGAAUCGAUUCAGAUUCAGAUUUGAUUUAUUAUUAUGGCUUCAUGCUUCAGAGGAUCCGUUUUUCCGGUUUCUCCUUCCAAUGUUACCACUAACAAAAAUACCAGGUACUCUUGUUGGAAGCCUACACAAGCAGCUGUGAAAUCCACUUUCCAUCUCCCAAUGCGCAGUUUUGAGAUGAAAAAUAGGACUUGUACUGAGGACAUAAAAAGUCUGAGAUUGAUAACUGCCAUAAAAACUCCAUACCUACCUGAUGGUCGAUUUGAUCUUGAAGCAUAUGAUGCUUUGGUAAAUAUGCAGAUCGAGAAUGGAGUUGAAGGUGUUAUUGUUGGUGGCACAACUGGUGAAGGCCAACUAAUGAGCUGGGAAGAGCACAUAAUGCUUAUUGCGCACACAGUCAACUGUUUUGGUGGGAAUAUUAAGGUUAUUGGAAAUACCGGAAGCAACUCGACCAGGGAAGCAAUUCAUGCCACAGAGCAGGGUUUUGCAGUUGGAAUGCAUGCUGCCCUUCAUAUAAACCCUUACUAUGGCAAAACCUCCUUGGAUGGUAUGGUUGCUCACUUUCAAAGUGUGCUUUCCAUGGGGCCCACGAUCAUAUAUAAUGUGCCUUCACGGACUGGUCAAGACAUUCCUCCACAUGUGAUUCAAAACUUAGCUCAAAGUACUUGGUUGGCUGGUGUCAAAGAAUGUGUUGGAAAUGACCGGAUCAAAGAGUAUACUGAUAAUAGAAUUGUUGUGUGGAGUGGGAACGAUGAUCAAUGCCAUGAUGCUAGAUGGGGUUAUGGGGCUACUGGAGUUAUAUCUGUUGCAAGCAACCUAAUUCCUGGUUUAAUGCAACAACUCAUGUUUGUAGGAAAAAAUCCUGCUUUGAAUUCUAAGCUCUUGCCUUUGAUUGACUGGCUUUUCCACAUGCCAAAUCCCAUUGGUUUGAACACGGCUUUAGCUCAACUUGGAGUUGUCAGGCCAGUUUUCAGGCUGCCAUUUGUACCUCUCCCUUUGGAGAAAAGGAUAGAAUUUGUCAAUUUGGUGAAGGAAAUUGGUCGAGAGCAUUUUGUUGGAACCGAAGACGUCCAGGUUCUUGAUGACGACGACUUUUUCUUGGUUAGUCGUUAUUAAUUUAGGUGGUUAGUUGUUAUUUACUUAGGUUACCUUGUAGACUUAUUGUAUCCCUUAUGGGGUUUUCUGUGAAACUUAAAAGACAAGAUUAUGUAUGUUGUAGUCCAUGAUUAGGUAAACUCGACUAAUAAGAUCUUGUUUCUUUUGACUGAUUA